ACACACACCCAAAAUGGUUGAUCGUUUAGUAAAUUCCGAAGCCAACACCAGGCGUAUUGCCACUGUGGAAAAUUGUUUUGGCGGUGCAGGUGUGCCACUGGCCGUCCCCGGUCGUGUCUUGGUGGGGGAGGGUGUCUUAACCAAAAUGUGCCGCAAACGACCAAAAUCUCGCCAGUUUUUCCUGUUCAACGAUAUUCUGGUCUAUGGCAACAUUGUUAUUGGCAAAAAGAAAUACAACAAACAACACAUAAUGCCUUUGGAAGAGGUUUCAUUGGAGAACAUUGACGAUUGCAUACAAUAUCGUAAUGCCUGGCUGAUACGUACCACCACCAAAUCGUUUAUUGUGUGUGCGGCCACCGAAACCGAAAAGAAGGAAUGGAUGGCGCAUAUCAACAAGUGUGUGGAGGAUUUGCUUAAGAAAUCGGGCAAGAAGCCAGUGGAAAAGCAUGCUGCCGUAUGGGUACCCGAUGCGGAGGCCGUCAUCUGCAUGCACUGUAAGAAGACGCAAUUCACCAUGAUUGUGAGACGCCAUCAUUGUCGUAAUUGUGGUGCCGUCGUCUGUGGACCAUGUUCAUCCAAGAAAUUCCUACUGCCCCAGCAAAGUUCCAAACCCCAAAGGGUAUGCACCAGUUGUUAUGAACGUUUGAGCAAUGCCGUUAAGCAGGAAUCGGCCAAGAUAUCAUCGUCGAAUUCGUUGAACUCAUCGUCGGCAACAACGGGAACGGCCAAUAACAAAGAUGCAGCAGCUGCACACAACAAUGCCAAUAAUGAAUCAUCUGGUGAUGAUGAUUCGGAAGAUGAGACAAAUGGUAGCGGUAAUGAACAACAUGAUGAGCCUAAAUUCUAUGGAGAUAGCAGUAUUUUGUCGGCAACAGAGACCAAUAACCAUUUAAACUCUAGUCAUAAUUGAUAUUUAAAGAAAACAAGGGAAAGAGCUGGCGGUGGAGGAGGAGGAGGU
This is a messenger RNA of Musca vetustissima, 958 nucleotides long. It is a transcript of the gene rush, whose product is annotated as pleckstrin homology domain-containing family F member 1 homolog. Gene Ontology annotation, molecular function: phosphatidylinositol binding; metal ion binding. The transcript has a single exon. The record is from RefSeq and is a predicted model, not a curated record. The coding region runs from base 14 to 910 and encodes 298 amino acids. NCBI's taxonomy places the organism in Eukaryota, Metazoa, Arthropoda, Insecta, Diptera, Muscidae. Gene Ontology annotation, cellular component: early endosome.